AAUUCCAGUAUUGCUGCAAUCGUUACAUACAUGUGUCUAAAAAUAAUCCGCAUAAAAUAUCUAAGGAUUAUAAAUGAAUGUAAUCUCAAUAAUUUUAAGUAAAUAAACAUUGAUAGUAGUUAAGGCUAUCUAUUUACGUGCAAAAGUCUAUUAAAUACCGAUUUAACAAAACUGGUGUCCAAGUAAUUACAAAGAAUCCAAUUUUCCUUCCAGCAAGUUAAACUCCUACUUAUCCAAAAUUGACUUUGAAAUAUCAAACAUAUGUUCAUCGUGCAACGAGUCCCCUUAUGACACUAACCUCCUCUUUGCUUGUUCUGCUUAUCCUACACAUCUGACAUCCCUAUACCUACGGCGCCACGUCGAAACAGCACGCUUCCUGGGUCUACCGAUGGAUGACCUCGAUGACAACUUAUCUAGUAUUUACCAUUCUAACGGAUAUUAGGUACUUAUUUCAACAACAACUUUCCUGUAAGCGCCAACAGCACAAUUACGGUUAAGGCAACACCAACAUCUCUUGUCUGUCCAACCAUUUCUCGGUUAUAUCUUAUCUAAUCUUCAAAUAUUAAAGUGCAUUGUUGCAAUAAAGGAAGAAUUAUUGCCUUAAGGCUGUUGCUACUGCUUCUCACUUACCGAUCCAAACAGGGUUAUAUUAGAAAAAGAACAUAAUUUGGCAAAAAAAAAAACAAGUCAAAUUCGGUUGCUUAGAAUUAAUUAAAACUUAAGGAUUUUGCUUCCUACUUACCGAUUCAAACAGGGUUAGAUCUCCGAGAGCUGACUGUCGUUGCAUAAAUUAUAAUAAUUCUAUAUUCAAAUACUAAAUUUGCGGCCCAGUUUCUUGAAAAUUAUUUCCGAACUUUUAUAUAUGCCACCGGUUAAACCGCUACAAAUUCAAAUAAAGGGUGUUUAGUUGGGAGCGAAAAGAACAUAAAAACAAUUGCCUUUUGACCGUCAAAGUGACAGCGGUGACAGUGGAAAAUCAAUAACGGCAACUUGAAAACAAGUAAAUUGUGAGUGAGCAAACUCACCACCGGAUGUGAGCGAGUGGUGCGAGUAAAUUGACGACUUCAAGCAGAGAGCCCUAAAGGACACAAUACUAUACCUUCAAAUUGUGAGAAUUGCAAAGCUUGAAGCAGACAGUCAUCAGUGAAGUAGCCAGUCAGUCGCAAUACAAAUACAUAUUUACCUAUUCACUCGCAUAUUUUACGGUGCAAUAUUUGUAAAAACACAGUGAAAAUUUGCAUGAAGAAUUAAUCGUGUUUUUAAAUAGUAAAACUAUUUUACAGUGCUAAUUUAAUAUAUGUAAAUGAACCAAAGAAACAUUGCUAAAUACAUCAGAACUAGCUGUGAAAGUCAAUAUAAAAGCGAAAAGGCGAAGUUUGGUCUACAACAACUUUGUCUUGCAUCGAUGGUGAUUGUGGGUGGGGAAGUGCGCUUCGAUUUUUCACCAGAGCAUACAAUAUUCGAUUAACGCGAGCUAUAAUUACUUUUCACAGCAAUUUUGUGACUUCAAAUAAACGACAGACAAAGCCAACAGGGUUUUUAUUAUCACAUCGUGGAGUCUGGGCCAAUUGUGUACGUUCCCAGGUUAUAUCUUUCCAACAAUUUGAUUUGGCUUAUGCGCACCCAAUACCCGUAACAUGCGCUCCCUGGCUGACGAAACCAGGAAAUUAACGUUGAACAACAACAAUAAUAACAACAACACAUCGACUACCAUAGCGAUUGUCACGCAGUCAAAUAGCUCGAAUAAAAUUUACAAAAUGCAACAGCAAGUCAACGUGAUGACCAGCGCCACCACGGGUGUUCAUCAAAAGCAACAUCAGCAUCAACAACAGCAUCAGCAACAACAAAAGCAACUUAAGCAACAGCAGAACAACAACUCCACAACAAUUAGUCUGCCAAAGGCCUCACAUGCGAACACAAGUGAAGAGAUUGCCGGCGGUGUGCAGGACACUAUCUAUUUGUGCAACUUUCGCGUUUCCGUUGACGGCGAUUGGUUGUGCCUGAAGGAGCUACAAGAUCUUGACAUUGGACAGCAGCAUAGUGGCGGCGGUGGCACUAGUACCAGCGUCUAUGGCAUGCAACGCGGCACACAACUGGGGCAAAAGAACAAACGCUAUUCGGGAAUGUCGAACGGUUUGGAUGAUAAUGGUAUAUUGACUGUCCGUAACUUGCUGGGUCGUCGUUUUAACGAUGCACCCGAACAUGUGCACAAGACGAACGGUUCGUCGUCGUCGUCGUUGUCGCACUUGCUUACCGCACGACAUGCACAUGCAGAUAAUGGCUUGAUUGGUGUGUUUGGUGUUGGUGGUACUGGUGAAUGGUCCAAUCACCCACGCGAUCCAGCUGAAAUCGAACGCAGUAAUCUCGUAAAUAUUUGCAAACUCGUGGUAAAGGAACUACUAGAGCAAUCGCUACGUUUCGGACGUAUGUUGGACUCGGACCACCUACCACUGCAGCACUUUUUCAUCGUCAUAGAGCAUGUACUGGGCCAUGGCUUGCGUCCAAAGAAGGGUCUUUUGGGGCCACGCAAAGAAUUGUGGGAUCUGUUGCAGAGCGUAGAAAACUAUUGUCCGGAGGCGCAGGACAUCACCGCAAGUGUACGGGAUUUGCCCACCGUGCGCACACAUAUUGGACGCGCUCGCGCUUGGCUACGCAUAGCGCUGAUGCAGAAGAAAUUGGCCGAUUAUUUGCAGGCGCUUAUCGAACAUCGAGACGAUUCGCUUUACGAAUACUACGAACCGCAUGCGCUAAUGAUGAGCGAUGAGAUUGUGGUCAUAAUGGGCAUUUUGGUGGGUCUGAAUGUCAUCGAUUGUAAUUUGUGCGUGAAAGAGGAAGACUUGGAUUCACAACAGGGUGUUAUCGACUUCUCACUUUACUUGCGUUCGAGCUCGCGCAGUAACGAGAACGACGAAGAGAUCAAUCAGUCAUUGGAGGCGAAUGGUCAGGGCAACAUGAUUGCCGUGUUGGACCAAAAGAACUAUAUUGAAGAACUCAAUCGGCACUUAAAUGCCACAGUCGGUAACCUGCAGGCCAAAGUUGAAUCGCUUACAACAACAAAUGCGCUCAUGAAGGAGGAUCUAGCGAUUGCGCGCAAUAGCCUCUUAGCCUUACAAGCCGAGAAUCAGGCACUACGUCAAAAUGCCACCGUUACCAAUGUUUCUACAUCAAACGCGGAAGCCAGUCCAAACAAAUCGUCAGAUCGUGCGAACAAAGCAACGAUUGACACACUCAACGCCGAACUGAGUGAAGAGAAAAAGAAAAAUGCUGAACUCGAUAAGGAGUUGAAACUACAAGUAUCCCUGAAGGCCGAAUCCGAUGUGGCCAUGAAAUUGCUUGAGAAGGAUAUACACGAAAAGCAGGAUACAAUCGUAUCGCUGCGACGCCAAUUGGACGAUAUAAAACAAAUUAAUUUGGAAAUGUAUCGCAAAUUACAGGAAUGUGAAGAUGAGCUGACACAGAAGGGUGAAAUGGUCUCACGCCUACAAACCAAAGCUUCACAAAUCGGCAACAUACUGCAAUCGCUCGAGCGGAAAUACGAAUCUAAGCUAGAACAGCAGCAACAACAGCAGCAAUUGACUGGUCAACCCAUUGGCGAUAAAUCGCCUGCGUCGCGACGUCAACAAAAUCUGCAGAAAUUCGAAGCGCUCACCAAAAAGCAUCGGCAGGACAUUGGACCGCCGGUGAAGCGUUUGCAUUUGAAAGUCGACGCCAUACCACCAUUCAAUCCCAAUAAUUAUCGCAAGUCACCAUCGGCAACGGUCGCACCCGACAAACUAGACGCUGAGGGCGAACUCAAAACACCAACUUCAGCGAAAUCGUUUACCGAAGUGGCUAAAUCUUAUCCGGAAAAGCCGAUAGACACCUGCAAAAGUGACUAUGCCUUGUCGCAAGAGAAAAUCUAAAACUGAAAAUAUGUUAAAUACAUACUUAUUUAAGCAUUAAUUAAAUUCAACAUUACUUGAUGUUAAGCAUUUAUUUUACAAAAACAAAAAUAAUAUAACAAUAAUAAUCGAAAAUCAUUUAGAAAACUAGUGGAGAGUUUCGUUAGUGAUUUCUAUUAGUCUUGCUAGCGUUAAGUAUGUGUGUAGACGCUGCAAAGCUGCAAAAAAUUAUGUUAAAUUUUUGAAAAUUUUGAAAAAAGUUAAUCGAAAGUUUAAAGUCUUAAUUUGAUUUAAAAAAUAUAUAAUAAAAUAGAACAACAACAAUAAUAAUGUCUAGUCGUCGUUAGCGUAAAGUAUGGCUUACAUUUCUCAAGUCCUUAUAGCUGUGAACAGUCAUUACUAAUACUCGUAUUCGCAUACUAAAGGCCUUUUUAUUAACUUAGGAGAUAUAUUUUGACGGAAAAAUACCUACAUACAUAUAUUAAAGAAAAUUAGAAGCUUAGAUAAAUACAUACAUACUUACAUACAUACAUAUUUAGCUACAUAUACAAACAUACAUAUAUUGUUGUUAAAAAUAUGGAUGUUAAAAUGUAUUUGAAUUUUAAGAUAAGGCGCAAAAUAUCUGCAGUCUCUUCAAAAGUACAAUGCUAUAUUCUUACAGAUUACAAACAUACAUACAUACAUAUGUACAGACAUACAUGUAAACAUAAAUGAUAUGAUACCUGUGCGUAGAUAUACCGGAAAGUUACUAUGUAUGUACACAUAAAACCAAUCAGAGGAAUUUAGUACUCAGACAUUAUAGAUUAUAGCAACCAAACAUACAUACAAACAAACAUACAUAAUUAUACAUACAUAGGUAUGCUUUAAGGAGUUACAUCCGCUUGAACGUGGUGUAAGUGUCAAAACCCCACCAUUUACUAAAAUGACAAAAAUAGCUGCACGUGAUGGCAGAAUUUUGAGUUCAAAGUCGUAAUCAGGACCUCUCAAAUAUACUGGAGAUUGUGUCUCAUAACUAAGAAGCUCAUGAGAAAAUUUCAAGUCGCACAGUCCAGCCGACUCUGAAAACAGCAUUUCGAGAAAAACGCCGAACCAACUUCAAAUUCUCGGUGCAUAUUCUCAAAAAUAUGUACAUACAUUCGAUAUAGCAUAUGUAAAACAAAAAUAUUGAUUUUUGAAAUUCACAAGUGGAUAUAACUCCUUAAAGUGCAUAGCAGCAAAUCCAUAUUUAUAUAUCGUCACCUAAAAUGCAAAACAACGUAUCAUCAAAAAAUCUAAAUUGAGUUUUUUUAUUGUUUACGACCGUUUUACAUAUGCAUAUGUAUGUAGCAUAAAGUUUUGAGCUUCCGCUGUCAGAUAUAACCAAUGUGUAACCAAUAUAUAACCAAUUUAUAACUAAUAUAUAACCAUUUUAUAACCGAAACUCAAAUUUUGUUUCAAUAUGUGUUGUUUCUAUUAUAUCGUUUUUCCUCCACCUGUAAACUUAGAAAAGUGCUGUUACGUUAUUUUGCAUUUUAUGUGACGAUAUGUGGCAUUAUCAACUAGUCAGCGUCAUUUUCGAGUCAAAAUCGACUAUUAAUUAAUAUUAAUUUAGCUUAUCGUUCAAAAGUAAAUAUGUACGUAUGUGCAUACACAAAUGUUUUACAUAUAAUAAGUAUUCGCAGCUUUUAGCGCUUAUUGAAAUCUACUUUAUUUAAUUAUAAUUAAUUAUUAUUGUUAAAAAUGAAAGCUAGUCAAUAUUCUAUGUGGCUUAUUAGCUCUAGUCUAAGCAAGUAUUAAUUGGAAAAUCAGUAUUUGGUUCAACUUGAGGCAACAAAACAGUAUUCUGUGAUUAGAGGAACAACAACAGUUUAUUGAACUACUCAUUAUUAUAUAAUUUAUUUGCUCUUUACUUUGCCGAAUUUAGCGCUCUAUAUAACUACCAUAUGUACUAAGAUUAUCUAAUAUACCUUAUAAAUGCAAAUUAUAUUGUAUUAUACAAAAUAUAAAUUGACAGUAAAAUUAAAUUAAAUUUAAGUAAUAUGUAUGUAAUAAUUAAAAUAAAAAUAAAGUGAAUAAAAAUACAAAUUUACUUAAAACUGAUAUUGAAUUGAC
Bactrocera dorsalis (oriental fruit fly) is the source of this 5972-nucleotide messenger RNA. Its product is annotated as protein RUFY3. The transcript is spliced from 7 exons. The record is from RefSeq and is a predicted model, not a curated record. NCBI's taxonomy places the organism in Eukaryota, Metazoa, Arthropoda, Insecta, Diptera, Tephritidae. Gene Ontology annotation, molecular function: metal ion binding. The coding region runs from base 1638 to 3902 and encodes 754 amino acids. Gene Ontology annotation, cellular component: cytoplasm.